Messenger RNA from Patiria miniata (bat star), 795 nucleotides. RefSeq lists its product as uncharacterized. The record is from RefSeq and is a predicted model, not a curated record. The annotation marks the transcript as partial. Lineage: Eukaryota; Metazoa; Echinodermata; Asteroidea; Valvatida; Asterinidae. The transcript has a single exon. Gene Ontology annotation, molecular function: DNA binding. Gene Ontology annotation, biological process: DNA integration; DNA recombination.
AUCCUGCUAGACGCAAUUUUUGCUAACUCUGAGGGUACGGUUAAAGCUUAUUUCUACAAAUGUCGUCAAUUUUUGUCCUGGUUAGAGUCACAAGGUAUUCCUCUGAUGCUCCCCAUAUCUAAAGAAGUGUUAGUAAUUUAUCUGUCGCACACAAAAUCACACUCAGACUCUGAUAGUGUUUUAAUUUCUACCGCUGCCUUAUUAAGAUGGUUGCAUUCAUUGGUUAAUAUAAAAAGUAACCCACUUGAUUCACCCAUCAUUCAACAUGUCAUCGUUAGCGGUAGGCGUGAACUACAUCAUCCGCCUGUACAAAAACAGCCAAUUUCACUUAGUCAGGUUAAAGCAAUUAUCGACCUUUUCGCAGGUCCUGAGGCCUCGCUUUUAGAGCUUAGAUCAGCCUGCUACGUCUCUCUCAAAUACGCUCUCCUUUUUCGACAUAACGAGAUGGCCGGUGUGAAAGCUAACCACUUAUCUGAACCGGCUAACAAAAAGGGUAUUUCAAUUUUUAUACCAAAAUCCAAAACCGACGUUUUCAGGGACGGUAGUACUGCCUUUCUUUGCGACAGAUUGGACAACUACUCACCUGUUGCGAUUUUACGUCGAUUUUUAGAAGCUGCUGGUAUUAAUUUGGGUCAAGACAAAUAUUUGUACAAAAUUGGUGCUGAUAGACCCUUGAGUUACACUAGGUGUAGAGAGUUGUUUUUUGAAGCCCUUAGGCGCAUAGGUGUAAGCGAUCCAAAUGUAUAUGGUACGUCUUCACAGUCUAAGAUCAGGCGGGGUUUCCCACCUAGCUAA